AUGAGUCUUCCAUCAGAUACUCCGGAUCAGAACGGUAAGUUUGAUGCAGGUCCAUCAAUCGUUGAGCUAUUCCAUUCGGCCAAGAAACUACUUUCGUUACAAAGCAGGGUUGAAAAUCGUCAGUUGAGAAAGGAUAACUCUAAAUGUCAAAAAAAUCAUUUAGAAAGUUCAAAUCCACAUAAGGUGUUCGAUGGGUCUAGCAAUAAGGUUCUUGAAUUACUUUCGCCUUUGUCUGUUGAUGAUAUUAAGAAUGAGAAUUCUCCUUAUUCUAAGACCAGCCAAUUUUCUAAUUUUAAUCCGAAGCAACCAAGAGGAGGCUCGACUAAUAAUAUAACUCCUUCGAGUAUGAAUGAUUCUCCUCCUUUGUCCAGUCAAUCAAGAAGCUUCGACUAUGAUAAAGAUGGCUCUUUAAGUCCAUCAAAUAAAAUUAAAAAAGAACCUUCCACUACUCUAUAUCCAGUGCAAAUCUCAGCAUCUAAACCUAGUGAAAAGACUGCUCUGCAAAAUGGUCCAAAUCACAGACUGGUGCAGCAACAUCCAAAAUCAAAUCUUACUUCAUCUUUAUCCCAACAAAAACAUCUUUUACAAUCUGGUUCCAGUAAUAGCGAUGAAAGUGAUAAUAAUAACAAUAAUAAUGGUAAUAAUAAUGGUCAUAGCACUUCUUUCAAUGAUAAACCUACCGAAUGUCAUAAUUGUCACACUUUGAAAACUCCUCUUUGGCGUAAAGAUCCUCAAGGAAAUACUCUAUGUAAUGCGUGUGGAUUAUUUUUGAAAUUACAUGGUACUACUCGUCCAUUAAGUUUGAAAACUGACGUUAUUAAAAAGAGAAGUUCUAAAAGAGGUUCAACCGGUGGGAUGGUGAGAACAAAUUCAGUAACUGAAAACUAUCUGACCUCAAUAGGACGUCAAAAUAAUUUAACUAAUCCAAAACCUAAUAGUAUACCUAUAAAAUCAAACAAUUUAUAUGGAUCCUCAUCAACUCCAGGAUCUUUCAAUAGUGAAGGACCUUUAUCGAUAAGUACAAAUACUUCACGUUAUAAAAAUGUAUUAAUUUUACCAAAACCACCCGUGACUAGUUCUCCAGCUCCAACAUCAAGUUUUUCAGCAUCAUCAACACCAGGAACCACGGUAAGUAGCUCAUUCAAUCCAAAUUCAAAGUCAAUACCAAUCCCAAAUGGAGGAUCACCAUUCACUAAUAAUAAUCAACCUUUCAAAAGGAAAAAAAGUGAUGUUAAUAUCCCAGUAAGUUAUAAUGAAUAUGCAAAUAGUAUAAGUGGAGAAUCAAUUAAAAGAAUACCAUCACAAUUAUCGAUAUCGUCUAAAAGAAAUUCAUUUCAAUCAUCAUCAUUUAAUAGAAGAACUUCCAUGACAAAUCUAUCAUCUCAAAAUCGGAAAAAUUCCUUUGUUGGUUUAAGUAAUUCAUUAAAUGGUAACACUACCCCAACUAAUUCCUUGACUCCAACCAAUAUAAGUUUAUUAAAUUCAAAAUUUUCUUCAAGUAAUAGUUAUUUUGAAAAUCCGAAUAGUCAAUCUUUUUAUAAAAUGAAUUCUAAUAUCAAUAAUCAAAAUAUUCAAAACAAUCAUGAUUUUCCUGGUUCGGAUACUUCUUCCUCAAGUCAUCGUCAAUCUUUUAAUCAUUCUUUUAAUCAACCUCCAAUACGAAAUGAUCAAUUAAAUGUUGCCGACCUACUUCCUUCCAAUAAUAAACAAUCAAAAUCAAUUAAUGAAGAAGAUAUCGCAGCUGGCCUUCAACUGCCAGAAGUCGAGUUCUUCAAAGCUUAUACUUCUUUAAAUGAAGAUCAUGAUAAUGAUAAAAUGGAUAUUGAUGACAAUGUUUUAACUAAUAAAUAUACUAUAAAACCUACUAAAUCAAGUUUAACGGAUGGCUUAAAAAAUCAAAAUCAAAGAUCUUCAAAUGACGACGAAAAAGACCUUGAUUGGUUGAAGUUUGAAAUCUAA
Messenger RNA from Hyphopichia burtonii NRRL Y-1933, 1959 nucleotides. It is a transcript of the gene GLN3, whose product is annotated as nitrogen-responsive transcriptional regulator. Gene Ontology annotation, molecular function: RNA polymerase II cis-regulatory region sequence-specific DNA binding; DNA-binding transcription factor activity, RNA polymerase II-specific; zinc ion binding. Gene Ontology annotation, biological process: positive regulation of transcription by RNA polymerase II; negative regulation of transcription by RNA polymerase II. Lineage: Eukaryota; Fungi; Ascomycota; Pichiomycetes; Serinales; Debaryomycetaceae. The record is from RefSeq and is a predicted model, not a curated record. The coding region runs from base 1 to 1959 and encodes 652 amino acids. The transcript has a single exon.